This is a messenger RNA of Sinocyclocheilus rhinocerous, 3072 nucleotides long. RefSeq names its product protein prenyltransferase alpha subunit repeat-containing protein 1-like. Gene Ontology annotation, biological process: protein prenylation. Gene Ontology annotation, molecular function: protein prenyltransferase activity. The record is from RefSeq and is a predicted model, not a curated record. The transcript is spliced from 6 exons. Gene Ontology annotation, cellular component: cytoplasm. NCBI's taxonomy places the organism in Eukaryota, Metazoa, Chordata, Actinopteri, Cypriniformes, Cyprinidae. Bases 60 to 1373 code for a protein of 437 amino acids.
CUGUGAAAUGUCCCGGAUGAGGUUGAGUCACCCGCGUUGACGUCACUCGAGCUCUGAAAAUGGCUGAGUUGGAAGAGGAGGUGGAUGUCUUGGUCCAGAGAGUUGUGAAAGAUAUCAAUAACGCCUUUAAAAGAAACCCGAACAUUGAUGAAAUUGGCCUCAUUUCGUGCCCCGAAGCCCGGUACAACAGAAGCCCCAUCGUCUUGGUGGAGAAUAAGCUGGGAGUGGAGAGCUGGUGUGUCAAGUUUCUGCUGCCCUAUGUGCAUAAUAAACUCCUGCUGUACAGGCAGAGAAAGCAGUGGCUCGAUCGGGAAGCACUGGUAGAUAUAACCUGCACAUUGCUUCUCCUAAACCCAGACUUUACCACUGCGUGGAAUGUCAGGUACAUUUUCAACAUGCUUGUAUUACCUGAACAAAACAACAAAAAAAAACAUUUUACUGAACUAACUAACCCUUUCACAUACUUUCUGAAUGAUUAUAUGCACAUCUGUGGUGAACGCAGGCGCUGGGUGUUACAGUGGCUGCAGAAGGAGUGCUCUCCUUCUGGACAAGAACUGAAGGAUCAGGCUGAACCCAGAGGAGACGCUGUGAGGAGGAGACAGUGCGAGCGGCUGCAAAGAGCCUUGCAGGAGGAGAUGAGGGUCUGUGCAGACGCAGCCGGCCGUUACCCCAGCAACUACAAUGCAUGGUCCCAUCGCAUCUGGGUAUUGCAAAACAUGGCUAAAGGCAAUCUGAAGGUUCUGCAUGAUGAGCUGUCCUCCACCCGACUGUGGGUGUCCAUGCACGUGUCAGAUCACAGCGGCUUCCACUACCGUCAACACCUGCUCAAGGCCCUGGCCAGAGAGCUGAGCCAGGUUGGAGAGACGGAGCUCCACCCCACCCAGCAGCCUAAUGGAGAGAGCACAGCGGGCGCGUCUGAUGACAAUCACCAUAAUGACGUCAUCCCUCAGCUCUUCCACGAGGAGAUGGAGCUCUGCACUGAUCUCAUCGAGUCAUAUCCAGGCCACGAGACGCUGUGGUGCCACAGGCGACAUGUCUUCUACCUGUGGCACCAGUGGCGGAGGGAGCACCUCCAGGAGGCAGGGUCACAAUCUCCACCUCUCACCCACAUUGACGUCCUGCUCAGCGAGGAGCCCUGUGAUGAAGCCAGUGCUUCCCAGGCCAUGGACGUGGACUGUGUUCUGGAUGGGAGCAAACAUGGAAGCUACACGCAGGACACCAAGCGACUAAAGCGGGGACCCCGGCUUCCCCACCCCGGACUUCCCUCCGAGCACACGUUUGUCUCUAGAAUCCUCACAGGCUGCCGGAGCCCCGAGCAAAGCUGCUUUGCCAUUGCCUACAGGAAGUGGCUGGACUCAGUUAUAGGUCAGUAGCGUGAGAAACACUCCACCCACCAUGAUGUGGGAGAGCUGUGAUAGGUCAACUUAUUUCUGGCUCCAACCGCCCACACCCGCUUCUCUGAAAACGGCUGGACUUCUUGGCCGGUUUGUCAGAGAUGCUCUGCCGGAGCAAAUUCCCGCUCAUGAUGAAAACCCAUGACCCGUCUCCGCAGUCUAAGCCUGGUCUGUUUCAGCUGCUUUAGUUCAGGUACUGGAUAUCUCAGGUCUGUUUUCAGUGUACAAUCCUUUUCUCUAUCAGAAGCUACAAGUUUGUAUUUUUUUUUUCAUAUAGUUUGGUUGGUUUUUAUGUUGUUUAAAGUCUUCCACCACAAAUCAAUAAUAGUAUGCUCUCCUCAUGCUGUCUGCAGUUUUAUGAUUCCUGUCGGGAAUCUUAAACGCACACUGUGGUGCACACUUGAAGGGAACACUUAGAGCCCAAAGUGAUUCUGACCCAGUUUCCCUCUUUGUUUAAUUGAGGGCAGACUGGCUCUGAAUUCCAUCUACUGCUCCUCUUUGGACUUUUGUACUAAAGCAUGAAAAUUUUUUCAAUGAAUACCUAGAAGUUUUGCUACAAUCAGUAACGUGAGCACAAUCAUUGAAUUUAAAGUUUCCUGGAGGCAUUUAAUAUGAAAUAUUAGGGCUAAACACAGACAUUUUCAUGAGUUUUAAUAAUCUUAAAUAAAUAAACCGAUAACUGCACAUGAAAUUGACCGUUUCUAGGUGCUCUCCUCAUUCAAGUGAGUAUUUGUAUUAUAUGACAUAACUGUUGCAGGGUCAGCAUUUCUUCAGUUCAUGCAGAUGAUUCUUGGGCGUUUGAGAAUAAAUGUUCCUAAAGCACAUCAUCAUCAUCAUCACUCAUUAGAAUAACAAAGGCCACGUUGUCACAUGGACUAGCCUCAGCAUUUAAGCACUAGUUUUGGGUUAUAGUUCAUCCAGGUGGUCUCACAGAUGCAUGGGUUUUCAUGAUGAAAGGGAACUGCAGAAGCGGGAAUAGGCUUUUCUCAGCUUGGCCCAAGCGUGGCUGCAGAAAUAACAUGAUGCCACGUUCAAGCCCAUCUGGUGCAGAAUGGUGCUUAUUCUCUGCGCCGGGGGAGUGUGGACCCCUGAGGGGCCUGGGUUUACAAAUGCUGCUUUUUGUUUAACACUAUUUUGAACUUAAAGUAUAUUUAUGCAAAUAUGAAAAGUGAAUUGUUGUUAGCUUCACUUAUGUGAUUUAUUAAAGAUAAUAAGCUAUUAGACGGUUAUGGUUGACUCACUGUUACUCAGUAAUUAUUCAACUUGUAAUAAACUUUGAAGUUUCACAGGCUCAGUCGUGCAUUGACAACUUAAUUCAUUCACAGCUUAGAGUAGGUUGUGAAAAUCUGAUUCGAUUUGAUUAGAUCUCGCUCUUAAAUCAAGGACAAUGCCCAUUCUACAUAUGCAAAAACUAUUCUAGUUAGGUGAAGUCAUUUUAACAUUCUAGGAAAGCUUAUAUGAAUCAUGUCUUUCAGCACAUCUAUAAGACUUGCACAGUUCGAUCUUAAGUUUCACUUCAUAAGUCUACUACUCCUUUUUUUUUUUUUUUUUUUUGCACAGUUGCACAAGAACUAGAUUUAUGAAAGUAGUUGAGUUAUGUAACUUCUAGACUGACUCUCGGACUUUAUAAAGGGCCAUGUCAGUGUGGUUUUCUGCAUGUCUUGGACCCUGACUUUUU